AUGGCAGAGACGUCUGCAGCCUCUACUACACAUGCACGUCGCCAGAGUGCCCUUGCCGACAUCCAAUUCGCAUCUAUCGUUGACGAUGACCUCACACCGUCCGAGGACGAAUCGCCCGAGGAAAGGGCGUUCGAGCUCGAGACAGCACAGUCAGCAAUUGGAGUCAGCAUAGGAAGGCAGCAGACGCGUCUGACUUCGCCCAAAACGCCGGCAGCGGAAAAGGCUGCAGCCCUCGAUGAGACCGAAGAUGGCGCCUUUUUCGACGGCUGGCAAGAAGCCACCGAUUCGACGCCGGAACUGAAAAAAGCGAUACCAGCCACCGAGCCCACCGGACAUGUACAAACGGCUGAUGUGAGGCCGAAACCGACGCAAACAUCGAGCAAUGACGACCGCGAGCGACAAUCCGACCCUCGAACGAGACUGCCCUCGCCCUGGCGAGCAGGCCCCAAGACAUUUCAGAAGGACAAGGCAGGCGACCACCGAUCCAUACUCCGCGAUCACCUACAGAGCGGGCGGCGACGGGCAUCGUCAAGUGGCUCCAUGGGGGAUACGAUGCGCAAAUUCAUGCCCUUCAGCCUUCCCACGUCCAUCACCAAGACCUACAAGGACCUCCACUUUUCCCUCCCGAGUUUGUCAGCAUUGUCGCUCGAUUCUGAGAAGCCGCGCACCUUUGACCGACGGAGGAGAGACACGUUUGCUAGCGGUGUAUCACCUCGGGACAUACCACAGCGAGACGGCGCCAAUCACUCCACACCGGGAGAGUCCAGGAGCGCAUCAAGGAAUCUCGUUGAGGUGCCACAACAACCCAGUACCGCCCCAAUUCCUCAGCGCGAGUUUAGCGACGACAGCACUUCCACCAUCGCCCCAUCGCCCCAGAUAUUGAGCGAACGACCGACGCCCAAGUUACGGCGGUCCAAUUCCGAGGGUUCCUUGCUCGUAUACCGCACACGAUCUUUUGCAUCUUCUCUCGGCGACGACACGCGCUUCGAAAGUGUCCAAGAGCAGGUCAACAGUAGGCUGAAGGCCCUUCGAGACAGCUGGGCAGACUCCAAUUUCAAACUGCCUAGCCCCUCAUUUCCAAACUUCAACUUAGCGUCUAGUACCGAAAUGUUCAGGAACCGCAACGCCAGUACCACAUCCAAACCACGCGAGACCGACGAUAUUGCCUCGCAAAAAGCCAACCCCCGCACAAGCGUGCCUGCACCGGGCUCGCGUCGCGACUCGAUAAGGAGGAAGCGUUUACCAUCAAAGGGUGGAGACGCCGACACUGAGUCGCAUCCGUACUUCACACAAGCUCUGCAGGAGCUCGAGGGUGACUUGGUCAUCCUGGGAGGUUAUCGGGGGUCCGUCCUGCGCUCGGCAGAACCGCCCCAUCGGCAGCUUUGGGUGCCUAUAAAAGUCGGACUGAACCUACGUAAAGUAGACUUGGAGGUGCCUCUAGAUCCAGAUGCGGACGAGCGCAUGGAGGAGAGCAUCAUACCAAGUGGCAUGCUGACCCAUAUUGGCCCUGUCGACAUCGCCAAGCGUCUUUUCAAGCGUCUGAAUGCCUGUGACAACGUAAGAGACGGUAAGCUUAGGGUCCACAACUACGGUUAUGACUGGCGGCUCUCCCCGCACUUCCUGAGCCGGCGUAUGAUACAGUUUCUAGAGUCACUACCCUGCAAUCAGCCAGGUGUUCCUCUUGAGAAGCGAGGUGCCAUCGUUGUCGCGCACUCACUGGGAGGCUUGAUCACACGUCAUGUUAUCAAUCAGCGUCCGGAUCUAGUAGCUGGUGUCGUAUAUGCUGGUGUGCCUCAACGCUGCGUGAAUAUCCUUGGCCCAUUCCGUAAUGGCGACGACGUCCUCUUUUCUUCACGCGUGCUCACAGCACAAGUAAACUUCAGUAUCAGAACGUCUUUCGCUCUUCUGCCUCUAGACGGAAAGUGCUUCAUCAACAAGCGCACCAAGGAAGAGUACCCUGUAGACUUUUUUGACGUUAAUACAUGGAAAGAACACCGCCUUUCUCCGUGCAUAGCAGCGCCCUUGCCUCGCCCUGAGCAACCUAAAGAUAGCAACUUCAGCGUUAGUGGCCUGAUGAAUGCUGUCUCCUCAGCACUGCCCACCUUUCCCGCUCGCAAAAGUAGUACUGCGAGGGAUGCCGCCGACGUAGCUCGUAACGCCGCCAACAACGUUACAGAAGGAAGCGUGGAGCAAGCAGGCAUGGGCCCGCAAAUGGGCCAUGAACAUAACAUCGAGACAUCCAAAGAACCGAACCCCGCAACCGACGUCACAAUUCCUUACGACAAAGCAAUACAUUAUCUUACAAGAACACUCGCCGAAAUCAAGGCUUUCAAACAGGAACUCGACCACCGACCCGAACACACAUCAUCAAACUCGUAUCCACCCAUCGCGCUCAUCUACGGCAAGUCCACGCCGACAGUCUACGGCGCGAAGGUAGAGAGUCGGGAAGCUAUCAAACGCGCGGAUGUAUAUGAUGAGCUUGCAUUUGCGAGUGGUGACGGUGUUGUACUCGCUCGUGCAGCCAUGGUGCCUAAGGGGUACAGUGUCGUUAGAGGCGGUGUCGUAUCUAGCGACCGUGGGCACGUUACGCUUUUGGGGGAUUUAGAAGCUGUAGGGCGGUGUCUUCAUGCUGUUAUUUUGGCGAGGCGGAGCGGGGUCGGACUAGGACCUGGAGCGCGAUGA
This is a messenger RNA of Alternaria postmessia, 2682 nucleotides long. RefSeq lists its product as uncharacterized. Gene Ontology annotation, molecular function: triacylglycerol lipase activity. The coding region runs from base 1 to 2682 and encodes 893 amino acids. The record is from RefSeq and is a predicted model, not a curated record. The transcript has a single exon. Lineage: Eukaryota; Fungi; Ascomycota; Dothideomycetes; Pleosporales; Pleosporaceae.